This is a messenger RNA of Nematolebias whitei (Rio pearlfish), 1469 nucleotides long. Its product is annotated as nuclear receptor subfamily 6 group A member 1-A. The record is from RefSeq and is a predicted model, not a curated record. Lineage: Eukaryota; Metazoa; Chordata; Actinopteri; Cyprinodontiformes; Rivulidae. The transcript has 9 exons. Gene Ontology annotation, biological process: regulation of DNA-templated transcription. The coding region runs from base 231 to 1469 and encodes 412 amino acids. Gene Ontology annotation, molecular function: sequence-specific DNA binding; zinc ion binding; DNA-binding transcription factor activity.
ACCUCAGGGGCUUGAACUCUCUUGGUCAUGUGACCAAGCAAUAAAGUGACCAGUGGUGUUGCUGGGCUCCGACUGUGGCCAGAGAGAGACGGGCUGUCGUGGACAGAGGUUGCUGGGAGGAAGAGCAGAGAAAGAUUAAUAAGAAAACUAGACAUGAGGAGAGCAGGCAGGUUGUGUUUUAGCUGAGUCCAUGCUUGAAUGGGGUCCAGGCAGACUGGGAGAAGCAUGAAAUGGAUACAUGGCAAGAUGAUGCAGCUGACCAGCGUACUUGCCUCAUCUGUGGGGAUCGGGCCACAGGCCUGCACUAUGGCAUCAUCUCCUGUGAGGGCUGCAAGGGCUUCUUCAAGCGCAGCAUCUGCAACAAGCGGGUGUAUCGCUGUAGCCGCGACAAAAACUGCGAGAUGUCACGCAAGCAGCGCAACCGUUGCCAGUACUGCCGUCUGCUCAAGUGCCUGCAGAUGGGGAUGAACCGCAAAGCAAUCAGGGAGGAUGGCAUGCCAGGAGGGAGGAACAAAAGCAUCGGGCCUGUGCAGAUCACAGAGGAGGAGAUAGAGAGGAUCAUGUCGGGGCAGGAGUUUAAAGAGGAUGCUCCCGAGCACCCCUGGGGCAACAAUGGUGACAGCGACCACAGCUCCCCCAGCAACGGAGCCUCGGAGGGCAACCAGCCGUCACCUGCCUCCACUCUGUCAUCCAGCCGAUCUGUAGAGAUGAAUGGCUACAUCGCAGCCCUGGGGGACCAGUACUUCAACAACUCCAUGUCCUCACACUACCAGCUUCUACCUCACCUUUUUAGCUACGCUGCUCAGUCCGGCUUGUUGACAUCCCAGCCUCGCAGCCUCUACCCACAGUCCCACCCUCUGGUGCUGCAGCUGGUGGCUGCUGAGGACCUGUCCCCCCUGACCACUCCUAUGCUCAUAGAAGAUGGGUACAAGUUGACCCAGGUGGAGCUGUUCACUCUGCUGUGUCGUCUGGCAGACGAGCUGCUCUUCCGCCAGAUCUCUUGGAUCAAGAAGCUGCCAUUUUUCUGCGAGCUCUCCAUAGAGGACUACACAUGCCUGCUGAGCUCCACCUGGCAGGAACUCAUCCUGCUUUCCUGCCUCACCAUCUACAGCGCCCAGAUCUUUGGAGACCUGGCCGACGUCACCGCCAAGUACACACCUUCUGACGACGAAAUCCAGGGCUUCAGUGAAGAUGGGAUGGAAGUGAUGGAAAGGUUGAUAUAUCUGUUUCGCAAGUUCCAUCAGCUAAAGAUCAGUAAUGAGGAGUAUGCCUGCAUGAAAGCCAUCAACUUCCUCAACCAAGAUAUCAGAGGAUUGUCCAACAUCUCCCAGCUUGAGCAGCUGAACAAGCGCUACUGGUAUGUGUGUCAGGACUUCACUGAGUACAAGUACCCUCACCAGCCCAAACGCUUUCCUGAGAUCAUGAUGUGUCUGCCUGAGAUCCGCUGCAUUGCAGCGUUGGGCUCGUAG